Cylicocyclus nassatus is the source of this 855-nucleotide messenger RNA. NCBI's taxonomy places the organism in Eukaryota, Metazoa, Nematoda, Chromadorea, Rhabditida, Strongylidae. The record is from the annotation of a GenBank genome assembly.
AUUUAGAUGCCUAUCAAUGAUGAAAUUGGUAGUACUUUGUUGAUCGAUGUACAGAAAUUGGUUGAGUGUCCAAUCUGCUGCGAGAGUCUUGCGGAACCGCUUUUUUUGAGCUGCGGACAUUCGUUCUGCAAAUCGUGCUUGGACAAGCUGCGUGUCGCUCCGUCUCCGUCUGUUAGACAUGAUGCAAACAACCCCGCUACGGUUGUAAGAUGCCCAGAAUGUCGUCAAAAUACAAGACUGCCUGAGACAGGUCUACCUGUCAAUUACUGUCUACGAGAUGUGGUGAACCUUCUCUCCAACGCGAGUGCAUUGACUACUAAUAUCAAGAUGAUUGAAAACAAACAAGGAGAAGGCGACUGUCUUUUAAAAUGCUCAAUCUGCAACACUGUGUUGAUGAAUGACAUGUACCUAUCGUGUUGUAACUGCUCAGAAGAUGAAAAAGCGAGACAAAUGUGCUCAGUAUGCUGCCUCAUAAAUCACAAUGGUCAUAUGACUGAGGCAAAGUUUGAGGAGAGGAGCAUUGUGACUAUUUCUGAGAUAGAUAACACCGCAAGUUGUAGCCUCCAAGGUCAACGGCAAGACGCUCUGGCGGUAGACCGUGCAUUGAUUCGUGAGAGCUUUGCACAUAUUCCCUAUCAAUGUGAAAUGAUGCAGGAACGGACUGAUCACGAAAGCAGAAAUGAGGUCCCGGCUUUGGCACUUGGAAUAAGGAAUCAUCCUGAACAUAUCAGGACUGGUGGUUCUCCUACUGAGCCCACCUCUACAGCUACAAAAGUUAUAGCAGUUGUUUUUGCAUUGUGUCUACUUACACCUUUCCUUCUUUUGAUGAUCCCGCUGCUGAUUUCCGCUUCUUAG